Messenger RNA from Lachancea sp. 'fantastica', 378 nucleotides. Lineage: Eukaryota; Fungi; Ascomycota; Saccharomycetes; Saccharomycetales; Saccharomycetaceae. The record is from the annotation of a GenBank genome assembly.
AUGGGAUGGAACGACAAAAGUGCGCGUACCUACUUGGUUGAAAUAAUCAAUGCAAACCCAGGCGAUGAUAUGAAUAAGUGGGAUUUGAUCGCGGCCAAAAUGAAUACUAUCCUGUAUGAAAACGACGAAAAUGCAACGAGGUAUUUUUUCUACGACGGUCAGCAAUGUCUUUCGCGAUUCACUGAGAAUUACGUCUCGCCUCGUUUGAAGAAUAAGAAAAACCAUUCUCCCAGUCUAGAGCCCUUCAUCAAAGCUGCUGUAGAGCAGUACAUGGAAAAUUUCAAUGAGCAAUUACGUCAAAUGACGUCGGGCAGUUCUACAGGUCAAAGAGAAACUGCCAAUCGAGAUGAUGUGGAUAACGAUACUGCAGUUAAAUGA